UUAUGAUUUUUUUUUUUUUUUUUUUACAAACGGACAGAACGCAAUGGUGGCACUGUCUUACUCACAAAAAAUAAAAUUGGUUAAGUGACAAUGAUGCAGAGUAUUUAACAUGCCAGUAAAAAAAACUAGAAAGUUGAUCUUAAGUUCAGUGUGUGGGUAUACGCUUCAGAGUAUGUUAGGAAAACUUUUUAAACAUCAUUGUCUGUCAACUCAGGUGGAGAUGAGAAAAGGAAACAAAAAUGGAAACCUGUAGUGUCCCUCGAGCAAAACAUGUCACAUCUAUUUCAGAACUUAUUCCCCUGCUGUCUGCUGCAAGUUUCCAAAGACGAGGACUCAUCAGGGGCCACAGAGACACAGGGCUACAGUCACACUUCACUAUGUCACAGGUAUAUAUCAGAAAUCUACUAACAGCGCCAUGUUGUUUUCAUUGUUCAUGCAGAUGAAUGAAAGCAGUUAAGAUCGGCUUGAAUCAUUAAGACAAAAAUGUGCCUUGGGUUCUGUCUGCAACAUUUGUCAGACAGGUUCUCCCUCGUUUUUUUUUUUUGAUGAGCUAUUACUGAAGCCUCUUCAGGGAUCUAAGUGGUGCAGAUACAUACGUGAGGGCCCAUGGGGGCUUCGGGGGUUACACUGGUACAUGUUUUUCACUUAACGGCCUUGAUUAAAACCUGGAAAGAAAGACAGUUACCAUGGGCGUCUCACCUGUGGAAUUAAUUAUCGCAGCAAAGAUAGAGGACGGCACCCUUAGCUUCUCGUCAUUUCCUGAUAAACAAGCUGUGCCUCCACACCUUUCAUCAGACCUGAACGGGACUCUAACCAGGAAGCAGCUGAGUUAUCGACUUUCCAGCAGAAUGCCGAGCCAGCUCGAGGGUGCGAUGGACGCACUGAUUACAGUUUUCUACAACUACUCUGGGAAUGAUGGAGACAAACACAAGUUGAACAAGGGCGAGUUGAAGGAUCUGUUGAACAGCGAGCUCACCGACUUCCUCACGUCUCAGAAGGAUCCGAUGCUCGUGGAGAAAAUCAUGAACGACCUGGACUCAAACAAAGACAACGAGGUGGAUUUCAACGAGUUUGUCGUCCUGGUGGCCGCCCUGACUGUCGCCUGCAACGACUUCUUUCAGGAGCAGCAGAAGAAACCCAAGAAGAUGUCCGCAGAAAAUCUGUAAAUCUUUUUAACAAUGUCAAAAUGUCUUCACACUUAAAACCGCCCUGUAAACGUCUCACACUGUAGAGCUUUGUGAAAGUCAUAUUUUAACCAAACGCUGUGACAGUGUGUGAAAUAGUCGCUCUUAAAUAAUAUAUAGAACGGUGUACAAGGACACAUGUUCCCCUUUUUUUUAUGACGCUCAUUAAAUAUUUGAAAGUAAUGCAUUUUUAUUUAAAUUGUAUUUAAAUCCUACAACUCAAAAGCAGUUUCAUGUCAUGGCUUCUUCUUCUUCUACACUUUAAACCAGGAGACAGACCGUUGUGUUUGUCUCAGGAGAAAAUUC
Molecule: messenger RNA, 1490 nt
Organism: Labrus mixtus (cuckoo wrasse)
Lineage: Eukaryota; Metazoa; Chordata; Actinopteri; Labriformes; Labridae
Gene: s100z
Product: S100 calcium binding protein Z
Exons: 3
Coding region: 687-1166 (159 amino acids)
Cellular component (GO): cytoplasm
Molecular function (GO): calcium ion binding
Source: RefSeq, a predicted model, not a curated record